Molecule: messenger RNA, 7274 nt
Organism: Dermacentor silvarum
Lineage: Eukaryota; Metazoa; Arthropoda; Arachnida; Ixodida; Ixodidae
Product: neprilysin-1
Exons: 6
Coding region: 576-2864 (762 amino acids)
Biological process (GO): protein processing
Cellular component (GO): plasma membrane
Molecular function (GO): metalloendopeptidase activity
Source: RefSeq, a predicted model, not a curated record
GACGAAGACCGAACGACGCACGCCGUUUCGCCCGUCGCUGCUGCCGCAGCAGCAUGCGCGAAAUGGGCGUCAGCUGUCAUGCAGAACAGAACAGUGAUGUCACCAGCAAGCGGCGGCGGCGGCGGGGGAAACACAGCUUCGUCGCCUGCCCCCGCUGAAGUCGCGCGGCAGGCAAGCAUGCGCUCUUCGACGGCGACGAGACCAGAGGCCGAGGAAUAGUAAAGACGCCGUCUCUUCUGGAGAUCGGCGCAGGCCCUUCGGCGGAACACUUGUCCGUCCUGGCGACUGCAGGUGGAACUAGAGACUCGGGGUCGACGCACCACGGGUUAAGCAGGCCAGCUGUGCGCGUGAUGCUGUCGCCGCAGACUGUGACGAGGGAGCCCACUGAGGAGGGGGGCACGACUGGAGUCUGCGCAAGAGGUGCAACGCCGGUGGCGUUAUCUAAUCAGCGAGCCCUUCCGAAGGUGACCGUUCACCCAGAUGAGCCCAUUUCGCGCCCGGCGCUGGAGAGCGGCAGGAUUCUCGUCGCCGUCUGAUUUGCGCGGCUUCACAGCGAUCGCCCACGAGGUCCGGCCAUGGCGGCAAGCAAACAGACGCAACUGCAGCCGGGAGUUCCCGUCAGCAACGGGGCGGGGGCCGUCAACGCUUCCCGAGCGUAUCAGCCUGGAGCUCACGUGACCAACGGCACUCAAGGAAUCUUCACUGUCAGCGGUCAACUGGACCGAGAAUCGCAGCGUGCCAGCGGGUCCUCAAAGAGGAAGUGCUGCGGAAAGAAGGCCAUGGUCGCGGCCGGCGUCAUCGCGACUCUCUUGGUGCUCACUGCAGUGGCCCUGGGCACGGUAUUCGGCCUGGACCUGGUGCCAGUGGGCAGUGAUCAUCACGCCGAACCUUCGACCGGACCCGCAGUACUUCCGGGACCGCCGUGCGACACCGAACAGUGCCAGGCCGUGUCGGACUUGUACAGCCAGUCACUGUCACCCAAAUACAACGCCUGCAACGACUUCCACAAACACGUGUGCACGCGAUGGAAGUUGGCUCCGAGCUCGAAGCUGACCAGCGUGUUCGGUCAGCAAGCUCUGAGGAUCAGGAGGUCGGUGAUCGGCGCCCUGCGCAACACGUCGGUGCCUUCGGAGGGCCAGACGGCCGUGCAGAAGGCGGCCGGACUGUUCCAGUCUUGCGUGGACCUCUUCGGCGACGAAGAGCACGCCCCUUCGGGUCAGGACCCCAGCGCGGACAUCGUCGGCUUCCUUCGUGGCCGCAACGCGACGUUCGAGGUUCAGUCUGACGUGGACCCGGCGUACGUGAUGCUCGAUUUUCCGCUUACUUACGGCCUCCCGACGCUGUUCAACGUCAGGGUGGACACUAUCCCGGGCAAUGCGGAGCGUCUGCACGUAGUUCUCAGCAUGCGGCGGUCUCUCUACGACGGCCACCGGGCAAGCGACAAGGCGAUUGAACAGCAUCUUCGGUGGCUCGGGCUGAACGACGAUCUGAUCCGGGAGCUUGCACCAACGAUAGGAACGAUCGAGGAUUAUCUUAUAAAGCUCGGCAGGGACGCGUACGAGGACGAGGCGCCAGACGCGAGAGAAAGGCUGGUUUUGCUGCUGCGCACAAUGGAGAAAGGCAUCUUGGGCAAGAAAGGUGACAACUGGAACUACUACAUGGGGAACAUCACGAGCGCACUGUUGCCUGGCGAACAUUACGUCGCAUUCGAGACACGAUACUUGGUAACGUUCCUCGCGAAGGUUUUUCAAAAAAUUCCAAACCCGAAUCACCUUCGCAUCUGGAUGAGCUUUGACCUGUCCAGGCAGCUGAGGCAGAUGGCCCACGUUAGUAGUACUGGUUCGUUUCAAAUGAGCAGCGCCAUUUCUCAGUGGGAAAACCGCUGCCUGAAGCACACGUCGAAAGUGAUGCACACAGCAGCUUACGCCGCCUUCUACCACGCAUCGGUGACCACCGACACGGUAUCGAGGGCCGAGGAAAUGGUGUCCAGCAUCGCGGAGUCACUCAGGUCUCGAAUAGCUGAGUCAUCGUGGAUGGAAGACGGCACGAGGGAGAUAGCUGUGAGAAAACUGGCGAAGAUGAAGAAGAUAGUCGGCUACCCGGAAGGGUCGCAGAACGACGACUCCCUCAAUCGAUAUUACGAGACGUACGAGAACGCGGGACCCUCAUUUAUAAGCAACUGGCUGAGCGCCUCGCGGUCUACCAGCAGAAAGGCGUUGGAACGCCUUUCGGAGCAUCCCGCCCCGGUGCGCGUCAACGAUGACAUGGCCCUGGUGAACGCCAUAUACAAGCCACCUCUCAACACCAUGGUUGUGGGCAUGGGCCUUUUGCUGCCGCCUUUCUUCGGCACGGUCCCGGCCGUCGACUACGCAUCGGCAGGCCACCUCGCCGCGCACGAGAUGAUGCACGCGUUCGACGUUUCCAACCGGCGUCGAGACGACAACAACGUCGAACGAGACUGGUGGACGCCGGCUUCGAAGGCCGAGUACGAGAAGCGCGCCUUCUGCAUCCGAAACUCCUACAUGCCGAUGGAGGAAGAGUUCAGCGAACCGGACGACGUCACCGAUUCUGAAAUAAUGGCGGACUUCAUUGGGCUGUCGGGACUCUACGACGCCUAUCUCAGGGCAAAGGAGGUGCCCGGCGCGUCGUUGGAGCUGCAGGGAAUGCCAGGAGUGACCAGCGACCAGUUGUUCUUUAUAGCGUUCUGCUACAAGUGGUGCUCCAAUUCUCGUCCUAGCGACCGGUACCCGGACUUCAGCGUAAGGUGUAACAUGCCCUUGAUGAACAUGCCCGAGUUCGCGGCUGCUUUCAACUGCAGUGCCGAAUCUCAGAUGAACCCGAAAGAAAAGUGCAGCUUCUGGUGAAUUAAUGAGUGACUCGGGUUAGAGAAAAGAAAUGAGCCCGUGCUGUGUUCUGCAACUCCAGUAAAGGCACGGCUCUGCGCCAUGUGGCGAACAUUCGCGUUCUGUGAACCAGUGCGUGCUUUCGUUUCCUACCAUGUUUGUGGGCACUUCCCGAUGAUACACGUGCUUUGGCGGGACGCUCAAUGACCGACAAUUUUUCCAGCCAAACCAUGUUUAGUGCUCACCAAUGCUCUCUCACGUCCGACUUGAACUCAGACGCUCGUUUCACUGUGUUGCUUGCUGUGAGUGAUAUGCAUGGUGAACACGACAAUGCGAGAUGUGGACACACGUAUUCGUCACUGCGGUGGCAUGGCAGUUCUCGCAGUUUUAGAUCGUUGGGAGGUGUUCUCGUGUACCUCUUGGUUUCGGGCUGCCGAACGUGACCUCUCUUUUUAUUUGUUGCUUGCAAAGCCAGAGAACUGAAUUUGUGGCUACCCCAUCCUGUGUACAAAGCAUUCCCACGUUUUAUGAUUUGUUUUAGCGAUGCUUACGACAGUCUUCAGUGACUUAGUUGUGACAGGCAUACAAGCUCCUUCGGUAUUUAUGUGAACACAAUGGGCAUUAUUUAUCGCGUAAGCACUGCUAGUCAGCUGUUAGCGCUUCGCGCGCACUUGAGUUAAGUCGAACGAUUCACCGGCAGCAGGGCUAGAAUUGCCUAUAAAUUCAUUUCAAUUCAAUUCAGAUUUAUUCAGCAUCUGUCAGAUGUUUCGAACACGGACAAAAAGCCUGAGAAGGCUUGACUGAGUCCAUGCACCACAGCAUGGCCAUACAGUGGUAUCAAUUCCAUACACGUACAGGAGAAAAUUAAUGUGCAGGAAAUGCAUGAAUGUAACGUAAAACUAAAGAACAACUUAAACAAAGGUAAACAUACGCAUAAAGGAAAUGCAUUAAAUGUACAAACGUAUUGCGGAAAAUUUACUGGAUCAUAAACAAAACAAAUAGAGAAACACAGUCAGUAUCUCAACAAAAGGUAAAACAAUGAAGCGAUGAGGAUGCAGAUAUCUAUUCAAUGUUUAUUUAUCCGGUUUUCACAGAAACAUUAUAGAGGGCAGAGUGCAAAAUAAGAAAUGGGGAGUCUGCACAACAUCUCUAAAUGAUAUUUAUUUUCUCAUCGUUUUUAGCAGCUCGAUGCCGCUGCUUUGUUGGUCACUGUGGAAGCGCAUGUCGUUAUUCUUGUCCAGAAUUUUUCAGAUAUAUAUAGAAUACAUGUAGUGCCAUAGGUUACACGGGCAUGGCGUGGUAAGUCAAUACGGCUACCCUAUGACCACCUACUUCAAGAAAUGAUUUUUAUUGAAUGUGACGCAUUCGCCAUAAUCAUCUUUGUUGACAUAUGAAUUAUUAGUGGCUACAAAUGUAAAUAAGUGUACUGACGACGGAUCAACUGAUUAUUUUUUUGUUAUUUCAGAGCACAUGCUUUGAGUAUGGACAGAAACGGUUCGUACUCAAAUUUUAUACUUUCAGAAAAAAUGAAAGUUAAGGAAAGAAAGGCUCUCACCAGUUCUAAGAUGCUCGUUUCGCGAAUGUCACUAAGUUAUUUGAUGGGUAAUCUUUGUUUAGUUUUAGACGUUUUACUACAAUGCCAACUAGAGGAAUGAACUCUGGCGUAAGGUUAUCGCCAAACUGCUGCUCAACAGUAAAGCUGCUCAACACACAUGACUAGAGAGCCUUUGCGCAAUUCAAGAGCAUUAGUGAAAUUUUAAGUAAUGGUAAUGAGUUCAGUCAACUUUAAAUGUUUAACUCAUCACUUAUUAUUCUACAUUCACUCAUGUGUUUGGCGGCUGAUAAAUGCGCUGCCCCGAAAAUAGGACGCUCCCUUCGGUCUGCAUCCUUUACCAUAGUCGAACAUGAAUUUCUGCUGGCAACACUGCUGUGCACAUUCCAUACGUCUCAUAAUAUUUGUUACGGCGCAAAGAUACUCGGCAUUAGCUCAAAUCAGGGCGUAUGUGGGUUUUAUCCUCAGGGUAAUGCAAAGCGUCAUCAUUGCUACUCGUGUUCACGUGUGGGCGCGGUGGUUGAGCUCCGGCGCCCCAACCCCAAGCAAGGGUUCUGGGCCGGGUUGGGUGUCAAUGUAGACAUCUUUUUAUCCUUUUAGUCUGCUAAAUAGUUAAAAGCUUUUGUACAAUUCAAAGCAUGCACUCAUCAAUGAGUGACGAAAAUCAGAACUGCGCAGAGUAGCGCUUCGUGGUGACAUGGUGAUGACGUCACAGACGUUAUUAACAGAGUUGUCGUGCGCGCGCAACCUGCAUCUGCUAGCGCAUACGUUCUUGCGUUAUAUCCGGUACUACUAGAAACGUGACGGGGAGAUAUAAUAGCUCUGUGGGAGGGAUGUAGAGUCUAUAUAUAUCGAUUCGCUAGACACAUGACAGGGAAUGUUCGUGAUGCAAUAGAUGAGGGCACGAUGUUUAACUUUCAAAUUUAUUUGCGCAGGGACAAGAUGACAGCGGGAUGCGUAAUUUCAGAAAAUUGACGUAGUAGCAGUGCAUGGGACUGAGUAAUCUGAAGGGAAAGGGCGGAGAGUUAGCUGUAAAUGUACCGACUUGUGUAACUGUAAUGAAUAAAUGUAUGUAGCGCUCCGUCUUGAUUAAUAUUCGCCUUCCUGCACUUGGAGCUAAACAAACCUUUUCUAAAAUAUUCCCGGGACCUAUUGCUUUUUGUGCACAAUAAACUUUGGUUGGCUGUCAGCACUCCAUCCGUUUCCUCGUGUUUGUCCUGCCCCAUGCACUGUUACUGUAUUUUUCUACCAGCACAGUUAGCACCCUUAACAAAAUACAGGGAGCAAGGCAGGUAGCUGAAUUUGAUGCAUGUGAACGUCAAAAAAAAUUUUUUAAAAUUGUUAUUUGAGACUACGUUUACAACCCGUAUUUGUGUGAGGUGUGGUCUUUUUAGCCCGUAUGCAUUAUUUACAUGUCAUACACGGAGACGAAAUUAUGUCUUAGUGACAAAUGUGUUGAGUGAACUGUGUUGUUUGUAUUGACGCAACUGUUUCAUUGUUCGACGACGACUUUGUCGCGUAGCACUUGUUAAUAUAUUGCCUGUGGCAGACAUGCCAUGACCUGUACAGAUAUUCAAGUGUGGAUGAACAAAGACUUAAUCUAACCGUAAUCUCAAUAAAGCGUUGUUUUACACUACUGUUCGUGAUGGUGUGAUCAUAUUCAGAAACACGCGUACGAAUCCAAUUAGAGAGCCUACAUGCUAGCUAACACCAAUGCAUGCACGAUGACAUCUGGUGACAUUUAAACCUCCCUGGGUUACACUAACAAGAGACAUUAAGCAGAUAGAAAAAAAGUGGCAUUACCUUGGUAACGGUGAUUUCCACACAGUUACAUUUUUUCAAAUUGGCAAGUUUAUUGAUCAUGUAUGAAUUGAAUUGGCACUGACACAGGCAGCUAUUAAUUAAUUAAUUCUGCAGCUUUACGUGUCUAAACCAAGAUAUGAAUAUGAAGCACGCCGUAUUGGGGGACUCCGGAUAAUUUAUACCACCUGGGGUUCUUUAACGCGCACCCAAUGCAUGGUACACGGGGUGUUUCUGCAUUUCGCUCCCAUCGAAAUGUGGCCGGUAUUCGAACCCGCGUCCUUGGGCUUAGCAGCGAAACGCCAAAGUCACUACGCCAUCACGACGAGACAGGCAAUUACGAUCAUGCUUGAUAAUCACAGGUUGUACUCCGCACAGAUCAAGGUCGGCUACUCGGGCAUUUUUAAGUGUACGCUCUUUCCCUAUUGUUCGGCCUAACCAGAAUGAAGAUACAUAAUAUGACGGGUAAGAAAAAAAUAUUUCCUGUAUGUUCUGAAGCCCCCGUCGGUGUCUUUCCCUUUGUUUUAGUGAGUUCACAUUAGUGUUCGUCUCGGGACCGUGUACCGUAUUCAGCACCAACUGGGAUGAUUCACAGUGCUAGGCGCAUGUGAUGCCUGCGAGUGCGAAGAGAGCGUCAACCACUUAGUAAAAAUGAUACUACGUUCAAUAUAUAACGGUCACAGGACGAUCGUCCGAUCAUCGUUCCAGAAAGCAGUGAAAACACUUUCGCGAUAUUGCAAAACGAAUUUCUUGUGCGAGCGCCUUCGACUGCGUUGUGCUAUCUGCGCGUUCACACAUUCACUGCUUCUUCCAUUCUGCUCUCGUUCACCUAUCCCACUGUAUAGGGUAGCCAUGCAACGAGACGCUUCUCACGGUUAACAUUCCUGCCUUCUCUUUCUUUAUUAUGGCGAAAGCCUUAUAUGUCUCGUUUCGGGGUGACCUUGAAAAAGUGGAGCCGAAAAUAGGACAAAGAAUUGGUAAAGAAUGUGUACAAAAAUCGGUAACUCAAUAGGAUCAUUAAAAACCCCAUAACAUCAUAGGUAUAUCAAUCAAUAUGUAAUUACACGAGGAAUAUAAAU